This is a messenger RNA of Candida tropicalis MYA-3404, 675 nucleotides long. RefSeq lists its product as uncharacterized. Lineage: Eukaryota; Fungi; Ascomycota; Pichiomycetes; Serinales; Debaryomycetaceae. Bases 1 to 675 code for a protein of 224 amino acids. The record is from RefSeq and is a predicted model, not a curated record. The transcript has a single exon.
AUGGCGUGGCCAUGGAUUAUUUCAACGAGUAUGCCGAAGAACAUUGGAAUGCAAAGGCAGAUCCAUACGAAGACAAAGACGGGAAUAAGGUGCGUCUACCUAAAGAGUUGGGCAACCAAAGAGAGAACAAAAAGCCUCGAAAAAAGAUCCAAUCACAGGCAUGGGUUGACGACAGGUGUUUCUUGGGGAAGUUGUGGAGUCGGUAUGGAUUGUGGAUUGCGAUUGGCUCCUUUGGUGGUUUUACUUUUCCCAGUUUUGGGUCCAAUAAUCAUGUAUGCAGUUCACGCAAGAUUAAUCAGUAUUGCCCAGCAGAAUUUCAAUCUCCCAAACAAACUAAUCUCGCAAAUGCAAGCAAAUAUCAUGUUUGAUUUAUUAAUCACUUUUCCUCCAGUUAUUGGGAGUUUCUUUGGUUGGUUGCAUUCCUGUUCCACCAGAAAUGCAGGAAUGGUUUAUGUUUACCUUGAAAAAAUGUUAAAAGAAAGAGCUUCAGAAAGGGGAGUUCGAUACGCUGGUACUGGUGUUACUGCUGGAACUAAUAGUCUGACGUUUUUUGGAACCUCGCAACAACGAGGUAUCAAUAUGCUGGAACCUGUCAGAAAUGAACCUACAAGAAAUCCAUUUAAAAAACAACGUGACUCAAUUGAGGUGGGACAGCAACAAUCCGGAUUUAUGUAA